Botrytis fragariae is the source of this 1554-nucleotide messenger RNA. RefSeq lists its product as uncharacterized. Lineage: Eukaryota; Fungi; Ascomycota; Leotiomycetes; Helotiales; Sclerotiniaceae. The coding region runs from base 1 to 1554 and encodes 517 amino acids. The transcript has 3 exons. The record is from RefSeq and is a predicted model, not a curated record.
AUGGGAGGCGGCAAUCUUGAACUUCUUUUACAGAUCCUAGAAGAUUAUGGUAUAUCUUUUGAUCGUAAUGCAAUCAAAUCCGAUUAUGCUCGUAGUCCGGCUGCGGUUGAAGCUUGGAUUUCAAAAUAUCUUGGUCCAGAAACACUAUUGACUAAAGAUGAAGUCGCACUAUACGGGGUACUGUCACAAUCAGGGGAUGCAGAUAAAGUAGCAAACUUACAGAAUCCAUCGAGUAUAUCCGAUCUGAGUGAUGAACAACUUCAUACCGCUAUUGAGGAAUUACAACGAUCUACUACCGCGAUUGAAAAACAAAGCGAAGCACUACGAUCGCAACAAAAUGCCCUGGCUUUAAUUGUCAAGAACAAUAAGAAGGUGGGAGUAGCUCGAACAGAAGCAGAUGCAAAACAGCUACGGAAAUGGGAAGCAGAAAAUGGUCAGGUCUCCUCAGCGGUGGAGGAAUUGUCUCAAAAUCUGAUGUAUCAGCUCUCGGACUUGGAGCAACAAAAUAAAAUAUCACAAUCCGAUGCCAAACAAACGGUGGACGAGAUCUUCAAGGCGGAUGAUAGAUUGUUAACAAGUUUGCAAAAGCUUGCGGAAGAGCUUGAUCCUGAAUCUUCAGAAGAUCAUGAUACUAUUUCAAGAAUACGGGAUCUUUGUGCGAGGUAUAUUAAACAUACUGUCGAUGGAGUUAGGACAAAGCUUGAUCGGAUUUACCUCGAAGCUCUUAAUGGUACUUCUGGUGCAGAUCCCCAAGCUGCAAACAAGCAGGAAGUCACCGAAUUACAAGAAGAGUUCGAAUCAUUAUAUUCCGAGGUAUUACCUGUGGCUCAAAUGUCUGCCGAACAACAAUAUCUGGAACCAGCAUUACGGGAAAUCGCUGCCAAAGGAGAUUCGGGACAAGAUCGAGCUUACCAAGCUUUGAAAUACAUGCAAGAAUGCCUUAGUUUUCUUGUCGAGCGUACAGAGAUAUAUGCAGAACAUAUCGAAGAAUACCAGUGUCAGCAGAUGGCCACUAAAUUUGCAAUAGACACCGGAAAGAAAGAGCUUCAACAUCAAGUAGCUUCACAGUCUAGCAAAUCCAUUACACGUCAGCGACAAAACUCUCAGGCACAAGCACAAUCUCGUAAUAAUCGCCGACGUUCUUCAAUGUUUGAAGAGAUGGACGCCGAACAACAAUUACUCCGCAAUUUGGGCAUCACACUUCCGAACGAAAGCGACACUGAUGACGCGCGGACUGAAUUUCUGGAGAAAUCUCUUCAAGACAGGACAGAGAAACUUCAGAAUCACAUGGCCAAUUUGGAUUUAACAACUGAAACCACCAUAUCUUCACAUGUGCAUAAUGCCGAUGUCACAAUGAAACUUCUUUACAAUGCCCUUCAAGCUGAUUCGGUAUACGGGGAGGUUCAACUACUUGAUCCAGAUAUUGUAUCGUCAUUUAAUACAUUUGAGGAGGAAAUCAAGAAUUUACAGGAAAAUCUCGAAGCCGUAAAUCUACAAAGGUUACAACUAAAGAAUGUUCAUAAAGAGCAGCUGAUAAAACGUUGGUCAAGGUGA